This is a messenger RNA of Didymodactylos carnosus, 231 nucleotides long. The record is from the annotation of a GenBank genome assembly. NCBI's taxonomy places the organism in Eukaryota, Metazoa, Rotifera, Eurotatoria, Philodinida, Philodinidae.
AUGUUGAUAGCUGAGGUGCCUGAUGAACUGAAAGAAUUAUCAAUCGCCGAAUUAAAAUUAAUAUCAGCUUACCGUCAUAGUAGAUGUGUUGCUACGUUCGUCACAAAAAGAUCACGUGAUCCUUCUACUCAACAGUCGAAAACCAAAGGGAGCGCGAUAACCUUUCCACAAGAUGUACCAGAAAUAGUCAGAAAGCUUCCACUAUCGUUAAAUGAUUUUUGUGAUAGCACC